Nicotiana tabacum (common tobacco) is the source of this 1438-nucleotide messenger RNA. Its product is annotated as 1-aminocyclopropane-1-carboxylate oxidase homolog 1-like. NCBI's taxonomy places the organism in Eukaryota, Viridiplantae, Streptophyta, Magnoliopsida, Solanales, Solanaceae. The record is from RefSeq and is a predicted model, not a curated record.
UCUUAGUUUUGCUUUCUGAUGGAAUCUGAUCCCAGAAAAGCUAUAGAAAAAUAUUAACUGUCUCAUAAGCACCCCUAUAAUAUCCUCAAUGUUUCAUUAGAAAUCUUGCUUCAAUAUAUAGUCAAGAGUUGAGUUUUCCUCUAAAGAAAGGAAGAUGUUUGACUCAAAUAAUGGUAGAACUGAUCAAAAUGAGUGUUCUGAAUAUGAUAGGAAAAGUGAAGUUCAAUCCUUUGAUGAUUCAAAGGUUGGUGUAAAGGGACUUCUGGAUGCUGGAGUCACAAAGUUACCGCGCAUAUUCUUGCACAACCAGCCUGUGAUUGAAAAAAAAUCAGAUUCCGAUGUAGCUACUAAGUUUAGCCUUCCAGUCAUAGAUUUAGGAAACUCGGGCAAAAGUGCAGCUCAACGAGCUGAUAUUGUCCGAGAAAUAAAGGAUGCUUGUGAAAACUGGGGAUUUUUCCAAAUUGUCAACCAUGAAAUCCCAUCAAGUGUUAUGGAGAAAGUACUAGAAGGCGUUCGCCAUUUUCAUGAGCAGGAUUCUGAGGUGAAGAAAGAGUUCUACUCUCGUGAUGUAACGAGGAAGUUCACCUAUAAUACCAAUUUUGAUCUACACAAAGCAAAAACAGCUAACUGGAGAGACACCUUUUACUGUGUCAUGGCUCCUAAUCCUCCCCGCCCGGAAGAAAUUCCAGAGGUUUGCAGAGAUGUUGUGGUCAAAUACACGGAUUAUGUGAUGAAACUGGGGCUUACUUUAUGUGACCUACUCUCUGAAGCUCUAGGACUCAACCCGAAUCACUUGAACGACAUAGAAUGUGCGGAGGGGCUACUCGUAGUUGGCCAUUAUUAUCCAGCAUGUCCAGAACCAGAUUUCACUUUAGGCCUUACCGGUCACACAGAUAGCGGCUUCUUGACUAUUGUAUUACAGGAUCGAAUUGGCGGACUCCAAGUUUUUCAUAAAAAUCAGUGGGUUGAUGUUGCUUUCAUGCCUGGAGCUCUAAUUGUGAACAUUGGAGACUUAAUGCAGCUGAUCACAAACGAUAAGUUCAGAAGCGUUCUUCACAGAGUGCUAGCGAAAAAUAUAGGACCAAGAAUUUCAGUGGCGAGUCUUUUUAGAAUGCAUUUUCAGGAAAGAAGUGAAUCGAGAUUAUAUGGUCCAAUCAAGGAGUUGUUAUUAGAGGAAAAUCCUCCAAUAUACCGAGAAACAAGCAGAAAAGAGUUUUUCACUUAUCUAUACAACAAAGGGCUAGAUGGAACUUCUUUAUUGUCACAUUUCAAAUUACAGAAAGAAUGACAGGAUCUGCAGAAUUGUUUCAUCAUCUUCACAGUGUUUCACUGCUUCGCUAUGGUUUUGUGCUCGCGUGUUCAAUUAAGUAUUCUUGUACCAGAUGUACAUGCAUCUUUUAGCAAUCAAAUAAGUACCUCAAGUUUGUUUGACUAAAAA